Molecule: messenger RNA, 1218 nt
Organism: Salarias fasciatus (jewelled blenny)
Lineage: Eukaryota; Metazoa; Chordata; Actinopteri; Blenniiformes; Blenniidae
Product: ghrelin O-acyltransferase-like
Exons: 3
Coding region: 49-1218 (389 amino acids)
Biological process (GO): lipid modification; peptidyl-serine octanoylation
Cellular component (GO): endoplasmic reticulum membrane
Molecular function (GO): serine O-acyltransferase activity
Source: RefSeq, a predicted model, not a curated record
CCAUUCGCAUUUCUAUUUUAUUUUCUUGUCAAGCGGGGGCAUUUAUCCAUGACGCUCAGGUACCUGCUUGUUGCUGUUGGAGGCUCUGUCCUGGCGGUGGUGACGAUGGGCCUCUACAGCUCCCUCCUCUUCACCUCCGCCUUUGUCUUCACUCUGCUCGUCUCCUGCGUGGAUCCGGCCGACAUUCACACCUGUUCCUUCAUCAUCCAGAUGUGUUGGCAGACACUGUGGCACCUGCGCUUACAGCUCCAGGAAUGCUACCAGGAGCCAGUCUGCUUCAGGUUCUUUGCGGCCUUGUCGUCGCUCAUGCUGCUCACUCAGAGGAUCACCUCAGUGUCCAUGGACAUCCAGGAGAAUCAGGUCAUGUCAAUGCGCGGCGCCUCCUUCAGUGGAGGAAAGCCUCCUGUGACGCUGCUCCCUCUCAUCAGCUACCUGCUCAGUUUCACCACCCUGCUGGGCGGCCCUCUGUGCUCCUACGGCCACUUUGUGUCGGUGAUGGAGGGAGUCCGCUCUCCUCCGAGCCCGCUGAGGGUGGUGCUGCUGAAGCUGGCGCAGGUGGCGGUGCUGGAGUCUGUUCGGUCCUGUCUCUGGUACUUCGUGAACAUCAGUGAUGUUGAAUCUGGCGUCCUGGAAGGCGCGUUUCUGCUGUGGAGUCUCGCACUGGGGUUUAGGAUCCGGUAUUACUCCCACUGGAAGGUGAGCGAAUGCCUCAAUAACGCGGCAGGGUUUGGUUUUUGGGAGGACCCAUCUGGAGGACACUCCCAGACGUGGAGUGGACUGUGUGACGGAGACUUCUGGACGACCGAGGCCUCGAGCAGCAUGUCAGAGUUCUCCCGCCGAUGGAACCUCACCACAGCUCUGUGGCUGCGCAGGCUGGUUUACAUCAGGUGCAGUCACUUCCCUCUACUCACCACUUUUGUGUUUUCCAUGUGGUGGCACGGCCUACACCUGGGUCACUGUGUCGGGUUUUCAACCUGGGCUUUUUCAGUCAAAGCAGAUCACUGUGUUCACAGGUGUCUGUUGCCACAGCUUUCACCAACAUGGAGGAAAGUUUACACUUUAUUAGGCUGGGUGAACACUCAGAUGCUUCUGACCUGCAUUGUUAUCACAGUGGAGCUGAGAGACUUGUCUGGUCUCAGACUCUUGUAUCAGUCAUAUAUAGCUCUGUUUCCUCUUGCUCACAUAAUUCUGCUCUUUGUCUCACUGAAGUUUAUAUGA